CUUCUCUGAGAUGCUGAGGCCUAUAUAAGAUAGAGGCUAUCCAGUAACAAACUCAAACUGUACAGACACCUCAAGCAAUUUCCAGCUUUUGAGAUUCUGACGACAUCUUCUCUCUCUCACCAUGUGGAAGGCAGCACUCUUGACCCUGUGCUUGUUGGUGGCAUUGGUAGACAGGGUGCAGUCCAAUGACGAUCACCCUUCUUUCUACGGGGUUAAACUGUGUGGAAGAGAGUUCAUACGAGCAGUCAUCUUUACCUGUGGUGGUUCUCGUUGGAGGAGAAGCCUGGGAGACUCAGCUCUUAUUGGAGAAGAGGCCUUUGACCCAUGGAACACAAAUCCCAUUCCUGAACUUACCAGCAAGCAGGAUCCUGCAGAGUCCCAAGCAUGGAGAGCUCAAACAUCAAAUGUUGCAUCUGUGGCUGCUGGAUUCAGCCGCUCAGCUCGCUUGCCAAUCUCGGACGAGGUGCUGGAGGCUCUACGGAGUGCAGAUAGGAAAGGACGAGAUGUAGUGGUAGGACUGUCCAAUGCCUGCUGCAAGUGGGGCUGUAGCAAGAGUGAAAUCAGCUCUCUGUGCUGA
Molecule: messenger RNA, 577 nt
Organism: Chelmon rostratus (copperband butterflyfish)
Lineage: Eukaryota; Metazoa; Chordata; Actinopteri; Chaetodontiformes; Chaetodontidae
Gene: rln3b
Product: relaxin 3b
Exons: 2
Coding region: 122-577 (151 amino acids)
Cellular component (GO): extracellular region
Molecular function (GO): hormone activity
Source: RefSeq, a predicted model, not a curated record